Molecule: messenger RNA, 459 nt
Organism: Mesorhabditis spiculigera
Lineage: Eukaryota; Metazoa; Nematoda; Chromadorea; Rhabditida; Rhabditidae
Source: the annotation of a GenBank genome assembly
AUGUCUGCCCGCUAUUCGGUGGCCCUCGCGCUGGCCCUGCUCGUCUUCCACCUCAGCUUCUCCCACGCAGUCAAGUGUUACAAGUGCCGCAACGGAGAACCCGAUGACGACGACAUAAACAAGCUUCCCCCGGACUGGCCCCGUUAUCACCCGGACUGUAUGCAGGGCAGCAAGGACUUGCCGACCUGCGAGACCAACAGUGCUUGCGAAACGUACAUGCUAACCCAUCCGAAUGGGACGCAUUUUCGCAGAAGCUGUGUCUCUCGGGAUUUUCCGGUCUUCAUGGGCUGCCGCCGUGAAAAAUACGAAGAGUACCAGGAAGAGCUAUGGACCUGCAAUUGUAAAAGUGAUCUGUGCAACAACUUGGAUGAAGCCGCGCUGGAGGCCAAGGCGGCCACCUCAUCCAGCCCCUACCUCAUCGCCAUGGCCGUCGUCGGCGCCAAGCUGAUCGCCUUUUUC